GCCGUGGCGCCCCCUGCAGCAGCGCGGCGGCGCAGGGCGCUGCGGGCGGGGGAGGCAGCGCUUCCCGCCUCGCGUCGCCUCGGCAGGGCGGCUGCGCGCUCGCCCGCGGGAGGCCGGGCGGCGGCGGCGCGCUGGCGGCGGCGGCGGCAGCGCCCUGCACCGGCCGCGGAGGCGGGUCGCGGCGGCAGCCCGCUUCUUCUCUCCAUUUGCAUGCGCAUUGGAAUAGUGGCUGCUUUAAUCAUUGCAAGAGUUAAACCAACCUCCCACAAACAUGGCAGAUGAGGACCUUAUUUUUCGUAUGGAAGGGAUUGAUAAUGCUAGAUCAACUAAAGUGAACUCUGGAAGUUAUCCUGAUGCUGAUAGUGAUGAUGAAGAUAAUUAUUACAUCUGUCCGAUAACUGAUGAUCCCGUUUCUAACAAGUCUGCCAGUAUCAAAGUUGACAAUUACUAUAGCAACUUAGCAAAAACUGACCAGUACAGUUCAAGCUCUUCGCCUAGCAACUCAUUCCACUUUAAGAAUGACACACAGGAUUGCUCUAAGCAUGGCUCUGUGGUUGACCAUAGUCGGGAAGCCUGGAAACAUGCUAUUCAGAAAGCUAAACACAUGCCCGAUCCCUGGGCAGAGUUUCAUCUCGAGGACAUUGAGACAGAAUACGCCACUCGUUACAGAUACAACGCAGUUACUGGGGACUGGGUUGAAGAUGAAGUCCUCAUCAAGAUGGCUGCACAACCCUUUGGCCGUGGAGCGAUGCGGGAAUGUUUUAGAACGAAAAAGCUGUCCAACUUCUUACACACGCAGAACUGGAAAGGUGCCUAUAACUAUGUUGCCAAGCAAUACAUAGAGAGUGUAGGCAGGGAGGUGUAUUUUGAGGAUGUCCGACUUCAGAUGGAAGCAAAACUGUGGGGAGAAGAGUACAACCGGCACAAGCCACCAAAACAGGUAGAUAUAGUACAGAUCUGCAUUAUCGAAAUGAAGAACAGACCUGGAAAGCCUCUGUUUCAUCUGGAACAUUACAUAGAGGGCAAAUACAUCAAAUACAACUCAAAUUCUGGAUUUGUGCGAGAUGACAACAUUCGUCUUACUCCGCAAGCCUUUAGUCACUUCACCUUUGAGCGCUCAGGACACCAACUGAUUGUUGUUGACAUCCAGGGAGUCGGAGAUUUAUAUACAGACCCUCAGAUCCAUACGGAGAGUGGUGUGGACUUUGGAGAUGGCAACCUAGGUGUUCGAGGUAUGGCCUUGUUCUUUCAUUCUCAUUCCUGCAACAAGAUUUGCAAAAGUAUGGGACUUGCACCAUUUGAUCUUUCCUCCAAAGAGAGAGAUGCCUUGGAUUAUAAUAACAAAUUGCUUAAAUCUGCUCAGACAAUUGUGCGUGGCACAGAGGAAAAAUGUGGAAGCAGCCGGGUGAGAACAAUCUCUGGUAGUCGGCCUCCUCUGCUUUUCCGCCUGUCUGAAAACUCUGGAGAUGAAAGCAUGAGCGAUGUGGCAUUUGACUCUUUACCCUGCUCACCUUCCUCAGCAACGCCUCACAGCCAGAAGAUGGACAUGCUUAAUUGGCCUGUGUUCAAUGAAGUAGAUAACUUGGUUCACAAAGACUACGAUCAGCUUGAUAAUCAAAGGGAUUUUGAAAAUGGUGGAGACAGCGGAUAUCCCAGUGAAAAGAGAAGCGAGCUAGAAGAUCUGGAUCAUAGAGAGAGGGGCCAUUCAAACAACAACCGAAGACACGAAUCUGAUGAAGACAGUUUGGGAAGCUCUGCAAGGGUCAGUGUGGAAAAAUGGAAUCUCUACAACUCUUCCAGAGUCCACAUCCACAGACCCUCCUGUGUUGCUCAAGAAAUUCAGAGGCUUAAUGCAUUAGAACUUGAAAAGAAAAUUGGGAAGUCAAUCCUUGGGAAGGUUCAUUUGGCCAUGGUUCGCUACCACGAAGCUGGGCGUUUCUGUGAGAAAGACAAGGAGUGGGAUCAAGAGUCAGCUCUGUUUCACCUGGAGCACGCUGCAGACUGUGGGGAGCUGGAAGCCAUCGCUGGGCUAGGACUCAUGUGCUGCCAGCUGCCCCAUCACAUUCUUUCUGAGGUCACUCUAGAGGACACAAAGGAGAAUAGAAGAAAAGGAUUUGAUUACUUACUGAGAGCAGCAGAAGCUGGAGAUCGGCCUUCCAUGAUUCUAGUAGCAAGGGCAUAUGAUACAGGUGUAAAUCUUGGUUCAGACAGAGUGCAGGACUGGAAGGAGGCACUGCACUGGUACAAUGCUGCACUGAACAUGACUGACUAUGAUGAGGGAGGCGAAUAUGAUGGCACUCAGGAUGAGCCCCGGUAUCUGCUCCUGGCCAGGGAAGCAGAGAUGUUAAUGACAGGAGGAUUUCACUUGGACAAGGAUCCACAGAAAUCGGGUGAGCUGUACACAGAAGCCGCAGAAGCAGCAACAGAAGCCAUGAAAGGCAGACUGGCAAAUCAGUACUACCAAAAAGCUGAAGAGGCUUGGGCAAUGAUGGAAGAAUGACAUUGCAGUUGUGCAGUUGCACUUGUAUAAAAAAUUUUUGUAGGCUUACUAUGUUUGCCGCUAAAAAGAUGUAUUUUUAUGUGCUGUUACCAGUUUGUUUUUCAUAUUUUAGUUUUCUAACUUUGAGGGAAGAAAUCCAAAUAUAGGUAGUAUGUAGGGAGCCAUAGUGUACUUUUACCUAUGUAUUAAAAUUGUAAUACCAGCACAGUUGAGCUUUUAUAUUUUUUAACAGUUAUGAUUUGUUUGAGAAAUAUGAAGCUAAUGUCUUUUUACAUGGCACAUGUCCAGCUUUUUACAUAGCAAAUGAUCAGUGUGUUUACAUUUCUCUUCUCCUCCCUAAAUCCACAUCAUGUCUUCAUUUUUGGUGUAUCUCAAGUUUAGUUGUUAUCCUUUGCAUGUAAAACAUGUAUUUUCAAUUUAAGCAUGUAAAGCAUGCAGCUACUCUUAAUAAGUGGUCCCAUUCUAUCAAACUGGUGUCAUUUGGCUCUGUUGAUAUUCUUCUCAAAUCAAUUCCAGCUUCUAAUUUGGCACCCUGAAUAUUCAGGGUGGGAUAUGUGUUUUAUUCAUUACCAGCAGUGCAUAUCUUACGAUCAGAACGUCACUAAUGUUCCUGAUGAGGUGAGGCAUCUAGCUACCUCUCUCAUUUCAGCAUUUUGUACUAUAUAAUAACCUAGCUGUAUAAAAUCAUACUGAUCUCAUAUUUGUCCCAUGAUGUACAGUAACAAGAUCUGUAACAUAUUGGUAGUAUGUAGUUAUUUUUACAGUGACAUCUCAAUUUGCAGUGAAGCUGGAUCCUCUCACUUAAAUGAAAAUUCCCUUUCACCAUUUCUAGAGGAACAUUUGAAAAGUCUAGAGAAUGUUUAUUCACGUAUUUCUGUGUAUAGAAAAUAAUUUAUCUAGUCUAAAUAACUUCAUGUGUCUGAUCUGCUGUCUCAUGGUUCAUGAAGUAACUUUGCAUGAUACUGUUUGAUAGAUUUGAGCUGAUCAGUGAAGAACAUACAUAAUAGUUUUAUAAAUUUCCAGAUUAUACCAGAUAAUUUAUUAAAUACUACCCUAUGGUAGAAAGCUUAUUUUCUGUGAUAUUAGACAUUCAUGUUCUGGAGUUUUGCACCUAUAUUUUAGCAUCUUCUCUUACAGUUUACAGCUAAAUUUCCUAAAAGACCUCUCCUCUUCACAAGAGACAGAGAAUUGUUGUAAAUGUCAGUUAAAGAAAAAUAUACUUUUGCUGGUUACAGGGAAAAAGCAUUAUUAUCCCCAAACACUUGAAUUUCCGUAUCCUGUUUACAUGCUCCUAAGCCAGUAAUGGGAGGAUAAAUACACCAUGGUGGUUGAAUUAUCAUUGCACAGAGGUAAGUUUCUUCCAAAUCCAGUAUUAUAUUCCAAAGCCCCAGUGCCAUCUAUACAGUUGUUAUAGAAGCUGGUCCUAUUUCUUGGUCUUGGUUAACAGUAGUUUUCAUUUCCUAAUGAAGACAGAGUGUUUCUGCCUUCUUGGCCGUACAGUCCCUGAGGAUGCAGAUUGGCAUGAGUAAAGGGGCAACCACUGUGGAGUGCUGAAUGAUUCAAAAUGCUCGCCAGCCUCACUCUAGCAAAGCUGUUAGGUAAUAAGCUAGGUACUAAAACGCUCAAAUACUUUGGACCUAAUAUGCUGAAAUUGAACCAGAAUUUGCAUGACCACAAUUUAGGUGAAUGCUUUAAGUGCCUAUGCACAGUUCUGCUUUAGGUGCCUACAGCCCCUUUUGGAUGUGGCCUUUUGCUCUUUCAAUUCAUACUCCUAAAAUAACAGCUCUCGAUGAAGGGUAAACGCACUCUUCAUCUCCGAAGUCAACUCAGCAAUCGCAGUGUUUUGUGCAGAACUGAUACAGUGUAGGCACCGUAACAUAUACAUGCAAAGGAUUUAUUUUCCCUGUAUGGUGUUAAUGCCAAGUCUUUGAGAUUUUUCUGUGAGAAAGAAGCACGUGUAACAACCUCACCAGCCUUGUAGGGAGGAGAGGAGAUUGAAUGUGUCCAUCCAAAAUGUAAGUAAAGGACUUAAGAGUAUAAUUACUGAAACUCUUUGACAUAGUUUAAUUUGCUAAUUUCUGUAGUUGCUAGAGUUGCUGACAGUUCUCUGUAGACCUGGUGUGUAAAUGGGCUUACAGCUCUGAAAAUAUAAUGAUUCAUACUUUUUUGUAAAUGUUACUUUUUUAAUGAUGGAGACUGCCUUCUGUCAUAAGGUGGUAUCAUAUUAUUUAGCUAUACAAUAAGUAGGAGUUUGAAUGAUUUAAAAAUGAAACUGGUUUACAGAAAUAUGCAUAACUUUAUGAUGCUCUUUUGAAGAGAGUAUGUGUUUGUCAGACUUUUGGAAUGAUAUUGCUAUAUGCUGUAUUUUUAAUGUAUUCACAAUGAACAAAUAAAAAUUAUAUUUUUAAAAAAUGUGAAAAUAAAUCCGAGGCUCAGCCCUGCAGACCUCACCCAGGUGCAGCGUUCCUGGAGGCCAGUGGGAGCACUGCUUGGGUAAGGACAGCAAGGUGGAAGCUUGGCAGUGUGUCAGACAUGCGAGCACUGAUGGCUUGCACCACUUAGUCAUGUCAGUCACUUCAUCUGGUUUCAUUCUGGCUGGCCAAUAAAGCUUUUCUUUUUGACACUUUUUUCAA
Dromaius novaehollandiae (emu) is the source of this 5133-nucleotide messenger RNA. RefSeq names its product eukaryotic elongation factor 2 kinase (gene EEF2K). The transcript is spliced from 19 exons. The record is from RefSeq and is a predicted model, not a curated record. Bases 272 to 2500 code for a protein of 742 amino acids. Lineage: Eukaryota; Metazoa; Chordata; Aves; Casuariiformes; Dromaiidae. Gene Ontology annotation, molecular function: ATP binding; calcium ion binding; elongation factor-2 kinase activity. Gene Ontology annotation, biological process: protein phosphorylation; response to differentiation-inducing factor 1; myosin II filament disassembly.